AUGGAUAUGAGAAUGAAGAAAUCGGUUUCCAAAAAGAAGAGAAAUAGAUUCUUGAUUAUUAUUAAUGUAUUUGGGAGUGCAGGGCCAAUAAGAUUUGUUGUGAAUGAAGAUGAGAAUGCUGCAGCAGUGGUUGAGACUGCUUUAAAAAUAUAUGCUCGCGAGGGACGCUUGCCAAUUCUUGGUUCUGAUGUCAGUAGUUUCUUUCUCUACCCUGCCAAUGCUGGAUUGGACGCUCUUUAUCCAACGGAGUCGAUAGGAUCGAGCGGAGUAAGGAACUUUGUUUUGUGCAAGAAGCAAAUCAACCCACAAAUGAGUGAAGCAAGGUCGAAGGUUGCUGCUCAAAAGAGAGGAAGAUGGCGUGCCUGGCUCGAGAAAUCCUUUCAUCCUGUGUGGCUUAAAAAUUUCAAGAAACUUCAUGCCAAAAUCGAUUAUUAA
Messenger RNA from Fraxinus pennsylvanica, 435 nucleotides. The record is from the annotation of a GenBank genome assembly. NCBI's taxonomy places the organism in Eukaryota, Viridiplantae, Streptophyta, Magnoliopsida, Lamiales, Oleaceae.